Messenger RNA from Carassius carassius (crucian carp), 1614 nucleotides. Its product is annotated as leucine-rich repeat-containing protein 3. Gene Ontology annotation, cellular component: plasma membrane. The record is from RefSeq and is a predicted model, not a curated record. Lineage: Eukaryota; Metazoa; Chordata; Actinopteri; Cypriniformes; Cyprinidae. The coding region runs from base 645 to 1445 and encodes 266 amino acids. The transcript has 2 exons. Gene Ontology annotation, molecular function: protein binding.
GACCACUGAACGAACCAGGCAGUCACGUUGGUCAAAGGAUUCCACUUGAAAACGCAAAUGAAUGGAUCUUUUUGGUGAACUGAUUCAAAAGACUCGAAUCACUGAAAUGAAUCAAAAUCCGCUCCACGAGCAGUCGGUGAGAUGUGGGUGGAGCGAGCGCACCAUCAGCCUCCGGAGCAGCGCGCCGGGCUCAGCAUCCAAUCAGCGAAAGGCGGAUGUCUUAUAGCUGCUGUGUGCUCUUCACUUUUACUCACUACAAAGGCGACUGAUCCACUGAACUAUCAACAAACUAUGUUUCCAGACUUGGCAGAAGGGAUGUUAAGUGAAUGGAGCCCUCUUCACAUCCUCCUUCUGCUUUUGGCUUCUAAUUAAAACUUGGCUGUAGAACAUUUCCCUCUCAAAUGUUUAAUUGCCUUUCAGAUGUUGAUGGACUCAUUUGGAUUCUCUCCAAGACACUAACAAUGACUUCAAACACCUGAAAAUUAUAAAUCACUACUCCACAUGUUCUCACAGGGCAUUACUAAGGAAAAAGUCCCGCUGUUGGAAUGACACCUUUCAUUUUUAUUUGUUAAUUUUUCAAUAGGACUUGGAAUAACAAUGACUGUCAUUGAAGUGUAGAGCAUUCAGAAAGUAAGAAGCUGGACAUGAUUUUCCUUGGAGGGGUUCAUGUGUCAAGGAAAGUCUUCAUCCCUCAUGGCUGUCCCCUUACCUUGAGAUACAUUUUAGCUGUGAUUUGUUUGAGUGCAAAAGGUUUUGCGUGUCCCAAGAGUUGCCACUGCUCUGAGAGGAAUGGCUUGACAGUAGUGCAGUGUUCCUCUCGCAACCUAGAAGAGAUUCCCUCCGACCUUCCUCACAAUACUGUGUCGCUUCUUCUGUCCUCCAAUCACAUCACCAAAAUCCCAAACCAGGCUUUUAAAAACCUUCCCUGGCUCCAAGAGCUGGACAUGUCAAGGAACGCCAUCGAAACCGUGGAUGCUGGGGCUUUUCAAGGUGUCACGGAGAGCUUGCGGGCGCUCGACCUGUCCCAUAAUCACAUGCAAAGCGUCCCUAAGGAAGCCUUCGCUCGGCUGCAUGCCAAGAUCAGCCUGUCCAACAACCCGUGGCACUGUGAGUGCACCCUUCAGGAGGUGUUGCGUGAACUUCGGCUGGAUCCCGAGACUGUGAACGAGGUGAGCUGCCACACCGCUGUUCAGGAAGAGUACGCCGGCAAGCCUGUCAUCCAGGUCUUGGAUUCGGGCAUAAACUUUUGUAACUUCCACCAUAAGACUACCGAUGUGGCUAUGUUUGUCACCAUGUUUGGUUGGUUCACGAUGGUUAUCGCUUAUGUCAUCUAUUACGUACGGCAUAACCAGGAGGAUGCUAGGAGGCAUCUGGAGUACCUCAAGUCCCUGCCAAGUAGCUCCCAAAUUAGUAAGGACUUUGACACAAUCAGCACUGUUCUCUAGCAUCAGUCAAUGCAGUGUAGGAGUGAAUGUGUUUGGCACAUUGAUGAUGGCACAACAGUAAGCCUUAUAAGGGAGAGUGGGGUAAGAUGUGUCAUUUACUCUGUAUGUCCUCAAAGAAAUGAGAAACAAGGAAUCAUUGAGAAACCUGUAUUUGUAUGCACUUAAAAAA